Monopterus albus (swamp eel) is the source of this 3073-nucleotide messenger RNA. It is a transcript of the gene mybpc2a, whose product is annotated as myosin binding protein Ca. Gene Ontology annotation, cellular component: M band. Gene Ontology annotation, molecular function: protein binding. Gene Ontology annotation, biological process: sarcomere organization. The record is from RefSeq and is a predicted model, not a curated record. NCBI's taxonomy places the organism in Eukaryota, Metazoa, Chordata, Actinopteri, Synbranchiformes, Synbranchidae.
AUGAUACUAGAGGAGGAUCCUCAGACGUCCAAGCUGACCAGACUGUUUGUUGUGAAGCUGGAGAGCGUCACAGUGACAAAUGCAUUCUUGCUUUUUGCAGGCAAGGACAUCACGUUUGUGGCUGAAGUGGACUCCUCAAAUUUGACAAAGACGGCAAACAAGAAAUGGCUGAAGGGGAAAUGGCUUGACUUGGGUUGCAAAGCUGGAAAGCACCUGCAGUUUAAAGAGUCCUAUGACAGGAACACCAAGAUGUGCAUGUUCAUACCGUAUAUCUACACUUACAAGAUGAGCAUCAGCAAAGUGGUGGAUGGAGACGCAGGUGGCUGCCGCUGCGGGGUCACCUCCAAAGACGAGUGCGACAGCUGCACAGUCCAAGUGUCUGUGCAGGCCGUACAAGAGGAGCAGCAGGACAACAUCUUGGAGGCAUUUAAGCUAUCUGGAGAUGCAGGUGAGGAUGCCGGUGAUCUCGAUUUCAGUAUGCUGCUGAAGAAAAGGGAGAAGAAACAACAGAAGCCCAAAGAAGAAGUGGAUGCAUGGGAAAUCUUAAGCAGCCCAAACCCUGUGACUAAGAUAGCCUUCCAGUAUGGCAUCACAGACCUGAGGGGCAUGCUGAACAGGCUAAAGAGGAUGAAGGUGGAGCCCAAAAAGAGUGACGCAAUGGUUGAUCUGUACUAACAGGAUACUUUCUUGAGGAAACUGCAUCCUACCUACUCAGUGGACAAGGGCAGAAAGAUUCAGCUCAGUGUAGAAGUGGCCGACUCUGACGCUCCAAUCAAGUGGCUGAAAAGCAGACAGGAAAUCAAACCAUCAGCCCAAUAUGCGUUUGAGAGCGUGGGCAACAAGCGGACAGUCACUAUCAACAAGUGCAACCUGUCGGAUGACGCAGCAUACGAGUGCGUGGUCGGGGAGGAGAAGUGCUUCACGGACGUUUUUGUCAAAGAGCCUCCAGCCACUAUCACUAAGCUGCUGGAUGAUGUCCACACUGUGGUGGGCGAGAAGGUGGAGUUAGAGGUGGAAGUGUUAGAGGAAGGUGUCAACGUCAAAUGGUGAGCUAAUGGAGUUGAGCUGAACAGAGAAACUGCAGGUUCAAAGUACAGGUUUAAAAAGGAUGGGAAGAGGCACAUUUUGAUCAUAAAUGAAGCUACUAAAGAGGAUAAUGGAAUGUACCACAUCUUUACCAAUGGUGGAGCAUCAAAGGCACAACUGGUGGUUGAACUUAACUUCUCCUCUGAGCUGCAGGUUCUGCAGAGCAUGGCUGGCCUGACAGUGAAGGCUGCUGAGCAGGCUAUGUUCAAGUGUGAAGUGUCUGAUGAAAAAAUGACGGGGAAAUGAUUCAAGGAUGGCGUCCAGUCCAGUGAUUGCAUCCAAAUGACGCACAUUGGACGGACCCACAAGCUGACAAUUGAUGACGUGAAGCCUUCAGAUGCUGGACAUUAUACCUUUGUUCCUGAUGGCUAUGCUCUUUCUCAAGAAGCUCAAAUGAUGUUUUUGUUCCCAUCAUUCUUUCUAACGCCCACAAUGAAAGAUCCUCCCAAAACCCACCUGGACACCAGUGGCGACGGCAGCAAGAACACAGUUAUUGUGGUGGUGAGAAACAAACUUCGCCAUGACAUUGAGAUCACAGGCGAGCCGGCCCCCGCCAUGUGCUGGAUGAAAGGAGACAAAGUGGCUGCUGAGGGCGAAGGAUGGGUCCGUGUGGAGUCGAGGAAGACCCUGAGCAGUUUUGUAAUUGAGGGGGUGGAGAAAGAGGAUGAGGGCUGCUACUCUAUCACUGUAACUAACCUUGCUGGAGAGGACCAGGCUGAACUCUUUGUCAGUAUUGUGGAUGUUCCCAACCCUCCGGAGAAUGUCAAAUGCACAUCAGUUGGCAGGGACUCUGCCGCAAUCACAUGUGAUCCUCCUGCAUUUGACGACGGAGUCCCUGUCAAAGGUUUCCUCCAGGUGAUGGAGAGGAAGAAGAUGGGCUCAUCCAGAUGGAUCAAGCCCAACUUUGAUGUUUUGACGCAGCUUAGCCUACCUCCCUUCCCAUUUAUACUGGCCCCCACCAUUGAGCCCAUUCAUCUCAAUGUGGCUGGUGUGACAGACACUACCUGUACACUCAAGUGGCGUCCUUCAAAGAAAAUCAGAGCAGGUGGCAUCAACAGUUACAUCAAUGAGUACCGCAAAGAAGGAAGUACGCAAAAUUGCAUGCUGGAGGACACAGGGGAAUCUGGAAUAGAUCGUCCAAAGGUCCGCCUGCCUCACCAUCUGAGAACCAAACUCAUCAAGGUCGAAGGCGAUAAGGUGAACUUGGUCAUCCCCUUCCAGUCUGAUCUGGUCAUGGGGAACGACUACUCCUUUCGAGUGUUCAGCAAAAACAUCUGUGGGCUCAGUGACGAGCCAGGCAUCAGCAACAACACUGCCAUCAUUACCAAGACAGGGUUGGCAUACAACCCCCCAGCCUUCAAAGAGAGGGACAUGAACUGCUCCCCCAAGUUCACAGUGCCCCUGGUGGACAGAGGUGUAUCUGCAGGCUACACCACCGCUGUUAGCUGUGCCGUGCACACUGUUCCUCAGCCAAAGAUCAUUUAAAUGAAGAACAAUAUGAUCAUUAUUGGAGACCCCAAGUUCCUCAUGCAGAACCACCAGGGUGUGUUGACUCUGAAUAUCCAUAAGGCAAGCCUGUUAAACGGAGGCAGAUACUCCUGCAGGGCCAUCAACAAACUUGGCCAGGACAAGGGAGAGCACAAGCUAGAGGUUAAAAUUGUGCAAGAGAAAGGAGACGAGGCAAGGAAAUGAACGACAGCAUGAAGAUACAGCUGAACAGAAAUAGUAAUGGAUUAUGUAUAGCGGGCUAGUCAUGAAUAAAUAUGAUUAGAAUAGAUCACUGGUGAAGCUUUAAAACCAAUCCCCCUGCCUUCCCUAUACACUGGAAUUUCACCGCUGCUAUGACGAAUGCUACAUGCCAUAAAUUCUUACAGCAAGCUGCCACCUUGUCAUGCCUUGACUGAGGGAUGCCACAGAGUAGUGUAGUGGCACUGCCCCGCUGUGACCACAUGCAGAUGGAUCCUUCUUAUCUGUGAAGUGGACCUGU